Messenger RNA from Brachypodium distachyon (stiff brome), 1889 nucleotides. Its product is annotated as queuine tRNA-ribosyltransferase accessory subunit 2. The record is from RefSeq and is a predicted model, not a curated record. Gene Ontology annotation, molecular function: tRNA-guanosine(34) queuine transglycosylase activity. The coding region runs from base 465 to 1655 and encodes 396 amino acids. Lineage: Eukaryota; Viridiplantae; Streptophyta; Magnoliopsida; Poales; Poaceae. The transcript has 12 exons.
GCCCAGCCCACGCCUCCUCUCCUCCCCAGCCAGGACAGACAACGCCACCGCCGCCUCCCUCGCCGGCCAGAGCUCGCUCGCUCCCAUCCUCCCCCAACGCGUCCUCCUCGUACCUUUCCUACCUCCCCUCGUUCCGCGAUGAGAUUCAUCUCGGGCGUAGCGUGGGUACCCUAAUCCUCGACCUCCAGAGCGAGCACGGCAGGCGGCGGGCAGCAGCUGGCGGACACAGAAGAUAUCUGCUUCGAAACUCUGCCUUGUACACCAUGCUUCUUGUGCCAGCCCUUGGAUUUAACUAGCCACAAGCGGAUGGAACCUACCAGAACUAUCAAUUGUCAUCAUCACUUCAUCAGCAAAGUCUGAACAGUAGCAGAGAUCAAGGAGAGUACACUUUUCCAGUUAGAACAUAACUGGGCAAGGUUCUGCAGGUUGUGCAGACAGCAAAGUGAGGUGAAGGCUCUGACACGAUGCGGUUUGCAGUGACAAAAGUAUGCGCCGGUGGGGCAAAGGCUCGCGCUGGCAUGCUCCAGAUUGGAAGCACCAGUGUUGAGACGCCAGCUCUGCUUUUGUCCACACGCAAGGGGCUGCCGGCGUUUAUGUCAUGUGACCUCCUUUCUUCCCUCCCCCUUCCUGACUCCCUACUCCUCAAUGUCUGCCCAACCCACUUUAUAGAAGGCCCUCCAACAAAAACAAUAUCUAAUAUUGGAGGGUUGCAUCGUAUGCUAGGCCUGCCUGAUCAUAUCCUUGUAGCGGCAGCUGGCGAUUCAAUUGAGAGUUUACCGUCAAGUGAAGCCAGCAAUAAAUUCGGUGCCUCCUUUGAAACACCAGCGGGACGUAAACUGGUCAAACCAUCAGAUUACAUGGAGUUGAUUUCCUGCAUGAGACCUAAUUUGUGGGCAAGCUUGGCGGAUGAGGUACCAGCCUGGGUUAAUGAGAAACGGAAUAAAACAUCUGUUGAGCGAACAUUACGCUGGCUUGAUGCAUGCCUUGCUUUGGACGUGGCUGCUGGACAAAACACUUUAGGUGUAGUUGUGGGGGGAUCCAGUAUAGAAGAACGGAAACGGUGUGCCACUGAAGUAUCAAAGAGGAAUGUAUCAGGCUUUUGGAUCGGAGGGUUUGGCCUGGGAGAGAAUGUUGAAGAACGUUGCAAUUUGCUCAAUGCAGUAACAGAUUGCUUGCCUUCGGAUAAACCUCGGCUUGUCUCUAGGCUUGGUCUUCCAGAGGAGGUCUUGGAGGGUAUAGCUUCUGGUAUCGACCUUUUCGACUCCACGUACAUUCACCAACUUACUAUGGGUGGUUUUGCACUGAUCUUCCCUGUUGACAUGGUUGAAAGAGAGAUGCAGAAUGGUAUAUUCAAUGAUAGUGCUGGAGAUCUUACAAAGAUUAACCUGCGUACAACGACAUAUCGGAAAGACACGUCAAGAAUAGUUGAUAGCUGUAGCUGCUUCACGUGCCAGAAUCACACUCGUGCUUACCUCAAUCAUUUGCUCAAUGUCCAUGAGAUGUUGGCUCAGAUCCUACUGGAGAUACAUAAUACCCAUCAUUAUCUUCACUUUUUCCGGUCAAUACGGGAAGCAAUCAAGAUAGGGGAAUUUGAUCUCUUCUGGAAGCAGUUUGUUGAAAAUAGACGCUCCCAGAUUGCUGCUGCUGUGAUGUAGCUCUUAUUCGUGCAUUACCUUUCGAACUGUGAUCUACUGGUUUUAUUUGCUGUUGCAACGGAAAAUUGCCCAGAUGAGAUCUGUUGUGAAAAGUUACAUAUGCCCCUGUUGUCUUGUUGAACUGCUAAACAGUUCGUUUUGUCCUCUAACAGGAAAAGACAUAUAUGUGUAUUAAACAGUUGGAUCAUCUUUGAGGCAAAUUUCUAGAAAUUGAAAAUCGGAUUUUGAUAGGCA